This is a messenger RNA of Cryptosporidium muris RN66, 342 nucleotides long. RefSeq lists its product as uncharacterized. The transcript is spliced from 3 exons. The record is from RefSeq and is a predicted model, not a curated record. Bases 1 to 342 code for a protein of 113 amino acids. Lineage: Eukaryota; Apicomplexa; Conoidasida; Eucoccidiorida; Cryptosporidiidae.
AUGAAUAUAGGCCAAAUUGAUGAUUCAAGAUCUAUUAUAUAUAGGAAAUAUUCUAGAUAUGCUCCUCAAAUAUCUGUAAUUACUGAGUUAAUUAUUUUAAGUGGCAUCAUUUGUGGAUUUAUUGCUGCAAUCUUUCAAAUUAAAUGGAUGAUGUUUUUAACUACAUUUUUGAUGUUAUCUAGUAUUUUAUCAUCUGAUGGGAGUGAUUAUCAAAGAAGUAUGAUAUUAAUAGGAUUUCUUGUUAUGGGUUUUAUGACUCAAUAUAUAGUACCUAAUAUAAUGUCACAUAUAGAAUCUACUGAUAAUAUACAAAUGAAAGAAACAAAUGAAAUAAAAUCUUAA